AUGAACAUUCAGGAGUAUUUCACAAGAAUUUCUUAUGACGAGUCCCAUAAGGAUGCAGACUUGCAAACUUUAACAGUCAUCUUCCAGCAUCACAUUCAGGCAAUUCCUUUUGAAAACCUCAGCAUGCAUUGCGGGGAGACCAUCGAACUGGAUUUACAAUCCAUUUACAAUAAGAUUGUGAGAAAGAAACGUGGUGGAUGGUGCCUGGAAAGCAACUACCUUUUAUUUUGGGCCUUGCAAGAAUUAGGGUAUGAUGUCUGUAUUCUUGGAGGAAAUAGUUAUGAACCAGCAGAGAGGGCAUACACUGCUGAGAUAAAUCAUAUCCUACUGAAGGUGGUGAUCAAGGGAAAUGCCUACAUAGUAGAUGCCGGUUUUGGAGGUGCCUACCAGGCGUGGCAGCCAUUGAUGUUGAUUUCUGGGAAGGAUCAACCCCAGAUCCCCGGCAUCUUCCGCUUCAUGGAAGACAAUGGCACCUGGUACUUCGAGAAAGUCAAAAGGAAGCAUUAUAUUCCCGAGCAAAGUGUCUCUUUCACUGAUACUCCAGAACUGGGGAAUAUCAGAAAAAUAUAUACCUUCACUCUCGAGCCACGACAUAUAAAUGACUUUCAGGAGCUAAACACAUACCUACAAGUGUCUCCAGAUACCAUACUUCAGAAGAAGUCAAUCUGCAGUCUCCAGACCACUGAAGGGCUUUAUGCCUUAGUUGGAUGGACCUUCACUGAGAUGAAGUAUAACUACAUGGAGGAUGUGGACUUGGUGCAGAUCACAACUCUUACAGAUGAAGAAGUUGAGAAGACACUGAAAGACAAAUUCAAUAUAAUGCUGGAGAACAAACUCGUACCAGUAAAUGUUCAUGGCUUGCCACCUAAUUUAGUGGAUACAAUUUAA
Messenger RNA from Nipponia nippon (crested ibis), 888 nucleotides. RefSeq names its product arylamine N-acetyltransferase, liver isozyme. Gene Ontology annotation, molecular function: arylamine N-acetyltransferase activity. NCBI's taxonomy places the organism in Eukaryota, Metazoa, Chordata, Aves, Pelecaniformes, Threskiornithidae. The record is from RefSeq and is a predicted model, not a curated record.